This is a messenger RNA of Bursaphelenchus okinawaensis, 600 nucleotides long. The record is from the annotation of a GenBank genome assembly. NCBI's taxonomy places the organism in Eukaryota, Metazoa, Nematoda, Chromadorea, Rhabditida, Aphelenchoididae.
AUGUUAUCCAUGGAUGCGAUAAUGUGUAGAAACGUGAUAACUUUUGAAGACGUUCACAUGGUGAAUUCUCCUGGUUGUACAGUGUCUGUAAGUGUUUAAGCUAUUUAAAAAUGGCAGAAGAGAAUUUUUAUUUUUGCAAGAACUUUGUUUACAGCCAAAAGUUUUGAAAAAAAGCUAGUUUUUUUUGAAAAAAGGCGAAAAAUCUGGAAGUUUUAGAUUUUUUUCGAAGUUAAUGCCAUUUUUAAAUUAAAAAAAAUAAAUUUAAAUUGAAGGUAUGAUAAAGAUUGAUGUUUUAAAAUACAAUUUAGGGUGAUAUGCUAGUAGAGUGCGACGGUACAGAGCGAGAAGUGUCCGCGGAAGAGCGUCUGGCCCUGGAUUAUUAUAAAGAAGUGAUACGAAAGUGGAAUGAAGAUCUUGGAAAGUUCGUAAGUCUACAAAAUAUAGUUAUUUUGACGUAGAUUUAGCUGUAUUUUUAGCUAGACGAAGGGAAAAUUUAUAUAUUUUUAGCUAGGCCAAGCGAGGAAAAAUACAAAUGCCAAAAGCUUUGCCGUGCCAGAUUACCCGCAGUUUCCUCCAAUCUGCAAAUCUUGUUCUGAAUAA